UUAUUUUUCAGAUUUGAGGUGUAAACAUGACGGCUACAUGUAAGCUAAAGACGUAAUAUUUAAUAACAAGGAGAUGAUAUUUGAUUCUUCCUCCAGUUUCCUGAUUGGUUUAUAGUUAAGAAGUCAACAAGUGGCAAUUACUUUUACAAACUCAAGUGAUCUUCUAAAAUGAUGAACAUAUUACAAGAGGGAUUUACCAAAAGCAGGUCAUAUAUAGUAUAAAGAUUAGAGAAUGAACUAGAUAAGAAGGACCUAUCUGUGUUGUUUAACCUCAGAGGAUGGCAGUAUUUACCCACAAACCACAUCAUUAGGAAUAAGUGAUGUCAACCAUCAGUUUCCUGUUAGUUGUACUUUGUCUUGGAGGUUUGCAGUAUGUGACAGGAGUCCCCAUUAUUAUAAACAGUAAGGACUCACCUCUCAUCACUGGUCAUAAUGGACUAGAUCAUGGAGGGAAGGAGUCCAACAUUACUGGUGUUCAUCAUGAAGACAGUGCUCAUGGAUUACUAACUGUUAGUGCAACAGACCAUGACCAAAUUGUAGUUCAAAAACGAGGACAUCAGGCUGAUGAAAACCAUGCUGGUAGUCUAACUAAUAAUACUGAAGAACAAAUUCUGAAUAUAACACAUGAUAUACACCUGAAUGAUAAAUCAACUCAGAAUGGCAAUAGUGAACAAAUUGUGAACGGGAAUGAACAAGUGUUUCAUAUAUCUAAUGAUAGAGAUGAAAGAUUAUCACUAGACGGUCAUCAUCGACCUCCAGAUGGACAAAAGAUGGGACCAGGAAUAGAUGGUCAAAUUGUACCCCAUACAGGGGAUUCACAUGGACAUCAUGAUAGUUCUGAUAAUGUUACAGAGGAGGGUAGGCAUCAUGGGCACGAAUCAGAACUUACAGCACCAGAGAUGGAUGAACAUCAAUUUAGACAUGGUUCAGAGAUUACAGAUAUGUUACAUGAUCCAUUUGUACAGGAUUACACUGAAUCUGUACGAGACCUGCCUGAUAUGAAUGGUGGGGAGGAAAACUGGCUCUCAGAUGGAGAUCAGAAUGGUCAUGGUACUGAUAACAAUCCUCAAAAAGAAAAUGAUCAUAGUAUAGACAAUGGACAACAUGGAGAAAACAGUAAUCGUGUCGAAAAUGGGCAAAAUGGAGAAAAUGGUAACAACAGAGGAAAAAUAUCUGGAAUUAUUCACCAAGGAAUUGAUUUCCCUGUUACAACAGAACAUGAAUCUGUUAGACAGUUACCAGAAAGUCAUGACAAAGAACCAGUCCUAAAACCAGAUAGAAAAGAAGAGCCACAUUUUGAGAUCUCCACUGAAACUGUUAGACCUGAAGGUCAUGUUGAGGUUACUAAACACUCAGAUAUUACUGAAGAAGGAGGUCUGAUCAUACCUGAUGAACAUAAAGAGGAAGAACAACAUACAACAGAAACUAGUAGAUAUUUACCUCAAGUCACAGAGGAGGAACCUCAUCAACAUGGUAUUGAUAUGGUCAAGACAACAACUAGGAAAAUAGUACCAGAGAUAACUGAAGGAAGACAUUAUUUACCUCAUGAUGGGGAAGGAAUGUUCAGAACUACCACCAGAAAAAUAGAGCCUGAAAUCACAGAAGGAAAGCACUAUUUGCCCCAUGAUGGGGAGGGGAUGUUCAGAACAACCACACGAAAGAUAGAACCAGAAAUCACUGAGGGAGAGCAUUUAUUACCCCACGAUGGGGAGGGUAUGUUCGGAACAACCACUAGGAAGAUAGAGCCGGAAAUCACUGAAGGGGAGCAUUUACUGCCCCACGAUGGGGAGGGAAUGUUCCAUACGACUACUAGAAGACCUGUAUCUAAGUUAACUGAAGGACCUCAACACAGACAGGUAAUAUCUGUGACCACAGCAAGUAGUAAUGAAAUUACUGAAGCAGAACAUUUAUUUCCUCAUAAUGAAUCAGAGAUAUUUAAAACAUCACAAAAACCAGAAUCUGAGGUUACAACAGAGAUUCCAGAGAUUACUGAGGGGCAACAUGGAGAUUCCAUUCACACAUCAUUAUCUUACAGUACACCUUCAGUUAACACUGGGACAACUGUCAACAUGUCAACAGGAAGUACAAAAAUCAUACCUAAUCAGGAAGGACCAAUCACCAUGAAAACAAAUAAGAAAAUGACACCAAAGGUGACAGUAAAGAAGAAUCCAUUCCAUGAUGAGUCCACUACAUCUAGUUAUACCCUUGCAGGUGUUAGUACACAAAGCCCAACAGAGCCUGAAAACAUUCAUAACCAGGGCACUACAGAGUCAAGGUUUAAUGAGACACUUAAUUCAAAAGCCACAACUCCUACAGGAACAAUUAGAGUUAGCAAAUUACCACAGAGUAUAUCUUCUGAAAGUUCCUUCAUAAUAGCACCAAGUUCUACAGAGAAAUCAUCUUCAGAGAUAUCAGUACCUGAAGUAAAACUGCAAUCAAGUUUUAUUGUAUCUUCAUCUGAAAUCUCUACACCUUCAAUAAGUCAACAGAAAACCAAGUCAUACUCUAGUCAGUCUGUUAGUAUAGACUGUUUGGAUUGCAGUUAUCCACAUCUUGUAUCAUCAAUGAAUGUUUUACCUGUUUUAAGUACAACAAACAAUAUCAUACAGGAAAGUACAGGCACCAUCUCAACUAGUUUAACAUCUUCUCAUACUGAAUUGUACUCAUCUGGUUUAAAUACCUUCCAUGGUAUAGAAAUGGUAUCAUCAGUCUUACCCAGUACUGAGACACCAUCAUCAGACAUGACCACAACCUCAAUACCACGAACCUUUCAUACUUCCUCAGAAUCAAACCACAAAAAGUCUAUAGGUAGUGAGUCAACAAGUUUACUCACUAGUACUCAGAACAGACCAACCACUUCGUACAUUAGUUCUGCAGACAAAUCAAUUGUACCUACAGAGGUUUACUCUCCAGAGUCUGUUUCUCAUACAGUAAUAACAUCUAACCAACCUUCUGUUACACCUUCAACAACACAGCUAUCAAAGAACAAAGACAGGAUUACAUCAUCAAUAUAUAUAAAUAUAGACAUGAAAAUGUCUCUGCAUGAAUUCUGUCAGCUACAGCACAACUUUGUAUCACAACUAGCAGAUAUAAUGAUCAAUACUCAGAAUUCUAAGAUAAGUCAGGAGCAAAUAAAGUUACAGUACCCUAUAGCUGAUGAUUGUGACCACCAACCUUGGGAUAACCCUAAAGAGGAGGUGGAGAUACAGAUAUAUGUGUUAGAUAUUACGGGAAAACUAGAUAGAAGUCUUACCAUUGAUAUGGCUAAAAAUAUCAAACCUGGCUUGAAGUCAUCAAUAUUAUAUGGGGAAAAGCUUGAAAGUGUAAAGAUUGUCAAUGAACCAAACAUAGUUGAAACAUUACCUACAGAUGGACCAAGUGCUUCAAAGCUAGACGAAGAAAUAGAAACUGGUAUCACAAUAGCUAUCUCAAUCGCAGCUAUAGGUGGCUUCUGUUGUGUGUCUUUGUUGAUUUUACAGUUGAUAAUCCACAAGAGAUCAGGACAUAGAAUGCAUCCGUACUUCCUUGGUAGUGGUAGUUGUUCCAGCCGAUUAUCUACCAGGAGUUCUAACUCCAUAGCUUUAGGGGUUGUAUCAAAGUCUAGACCAAACAGUGGACUCUGGAAUCCAGGCUUAGAUAUCAGUGAUGAGAACUGUAAUUAUCCCUCUCAUCCACUAGUGUAUUCAGCAUUGACAGAUUUUUCGUUGGAAACUGAUGCUAUCCAUCAAGAAUUUCAGCUGAUUCCAAAUGAAACACCCAGACUGUCAUGUGUGCCAGUUGGAGCUGAGGAUAAAAAUAGAUUUGCCAAUGUACUGCCUUUUCCACAUACAAGAGUAAAGUUACAGAAGAUUCCUGGGGAAGACUUUUCAGAUUAUAUCAAUGCCAACUAUAUAACGGGGUAUAAAGAAGAUCUAAGAUCCUACAUAGCCACACAGGCUCCAUUGUCUAGUACUGCUGGUGAUUUCUGGAGAAUGGUAUGGGAACAGCAAUCCAGGGUCAUUCUGAUGUUAACUGAUAUGGAUGAAAGAGGACAGCCUAGAUGUAUACCCUACUGGCCAGAGAAGACAGGAAUGGAGAACAGAUUGACCUAUGGGGAUUUUAUUAUCACUUUAAAGAAGAAAGAAAUUCACCAGGAAUACAUUGUGUCAGUGUUAGAAAUCAAAGACAUAGAAAAUAAUUUAGUGAGGGAAGUCCGUCACUUCUGGUAUACAUGUUGGCCAUCAGACAGUACACCAGAACCUAUCUCCUUAGUAAAGUUUGUAUUAGAUACCAGAUCUUACUAUGAAGACAGUGGGGCACCUGUUGUUGUACACUGCAGCCCAGGAACUGGAAGAACAGGUACUCUGAUAGCUAUAGACAUAUGUAUGAGAUCUUAUGAGGACAAGAGAUCAGUCAAUGUCCUUAACACAGUGUAUACAAUGAGGAAGGAGAGAGCUGGUGUGGUGCAUACUAAAAAUGAGUAUAACCUCAUCUAUAAGGCUGUGGGUGAGUAUGCCAUAGUGAUGAAUACUCCAACAUCAAUAUCAACUUCAUCAUCUGUGGCUACUCUUCAAAACAUGUUGUAAAGUAGGAGGAGCUUGUCAAAACAUGCUGUCAAGUGGGUGGAGCUUGAUAUUCAAAUUGUGAUUAGAGUUUUUGUGCAUUCAAAUGUGGUUGUUUCAUUCAAAAACAUAUGUUAUUUGAAAAAAAGUUUAACAUAUUUGAACAAAUGUCAAAGUACAGGUUGUCCACCAUUUAUAAAUAACAAACUGUCAAUGGAGACAGAUUGCUUCAACUGAAAAAAUAUUUGUGUGUUACUGCUAGGUACUCAUGUAACCAUUAUAUCAUGCCAUUAUGACAGAAAUCAAUUUGUUCUUAAAUGUAGCACCUCAUGCAGGGCUAAAUGAUGAUUAAAAGUUUGUUGAAAUGAUUGAAUUGUAAUAUUUUCUUUCAUUUUCUUACCGUUGUUGUUUUUAUUGUAAUUGAUCAUGUAGUAUAUUGUAUAUCAUCAUUUAAUGUUACAUUCCACUACUCUUCUGUGAUAUCAGGUUAUUUUAAUUUUAGUGUAUAAUAUUGAAUGUAGCUAAAUGCUGAAUGAACAGGUAUAGAAUAUUCAAUUGCACAGAUGUUGUCAAAUUUUCUUGUGUUAUGAUAUAAACCAUUUAAAUUAAAAAAAAUAUUGCAGACAUGCGUGUGAAAACCUGAAAAUGUAAGGUAAAUUAAAAUGCUUUCAGGUCUUGCAUCAAAUAAAGUAAUCUCAAACUGUAAUAAGCAAGCAUUGACUAAUGCAGUAUAGUCUUGCAGACAUUGAAAAAAAACCACGAAAAUUCCCACACUUUAUCUUCUAGUAUAAAUUUGUAUUAGAUGAAUCCCUUAAUGGCAUAUGCAAUUUAACAAAAUGGCUUUCUGAUCAAAUUUUAGAAAUUUAUAUGAUAAAUCAAACUAUACCCAAAAUCAAGUGGAAUAAGGAGAAACAUUUCACAGUAUAAAACCUUCAUUUAAGUUUAUAUAUUUACAAAACAUUACAGAUAUCUGUUUUAGAUAAACCAAAUCAACUGACAAUCCCCAUUUGCAGAAGUGUCCUGGUUAAACUCAAUUACUCUUUUUUGCCUAUUUCUUUUCAAAACAAAUUAAAGUAUUUUACAGAGCUUAAUACUCAGAGCUGGUCAUCAGAAUUUUUCAACCUCAGUAAAAUUAGUAACGACUGAGGUCUAUAUUGACUCCUUCAUCCCUAAAACUAAAACCAUAACACAGGUUUCUGUAAGAUCCAUGUUGAAACUGUUUUAAACUUUUGUUUCUUUCUUCAGGCCUUGAUAUUGAUGGUAAAAAAGGGAAAUAUUAGGGAUGGUAUUUGGUAAAAGAAUAAACAAUAGAAAGAUUGGAAACGUAUCAACCAUAUUGUAAUUAUACAUGAUCAUGGAAUUGACAUUAAGAUGUAACUAAAUCAUAUUUUGUUAUUGAAUAUUUAUGUUUUAUUGAUACUCUUAGAAAUAAUUGUACUUAGUUUCAUUUAUAUCCAGAUAAUUUUAUUGGAUAGUGAUAAAUCCAACAGUGCCAAAUUGUUUGUAAAUAAAAUGUUUCCAAAUCCUUAUA
Messenger RNA from Mytilus trossulus (common blue mussel), 6072 nucleotides. RefSeq lists its product as uncharacterized. Bases 321 to 4565 code for a protein of 1414 amino acids. The transcript is spliced from 13 exons. The record is from RefSeq and is a predicted model, not a curated record. NCBI's taxonomy places the organism in Eukaryota, Metazoa, Mollusca, Bivalvia, Mytilida, Mytilidae. Gene Ontology annotation, biological process: protein dephosphorylation. Gene Ontology annotation, molecular function: protein tyrosine phosphatase activity.